AGUCUGGCAACGUCGUAAACAUUGUUUAGCUGGACUGGCUGGUAGCUAAAGAGUUGCAAAUUAAAAUUUGUUUGUUAUUGUAAAAAAAAAGAAGUGUGUGCUUAAUUAAACACAGAAGGUCUUCCCGGAUGAGAAUAAGAUACAAUGUGAAAACAGGAAUUUCAUAAGCUACUAGCACAUAUCACGCGUAAAGAGGGCGUCAACAAAGGGCAAGAGUUUAAAGAAGAAGAAACUAGAAAACAUUCAACGCUUUGCAAAUUGUUUAUUACUCAUUAGUAAUAGUUGUGAUAACUAAACCAAAACACUGCCAUGAGUAACCACAGAUAUCAUCACGGCGGCGGCAGCUAUAUGCAUCCGCGAAUGUCGUAUCCACAUCAUUUUACAUAUGUUUCCAGCUGUGUAAAAUAUCUUAUCUUUCUUCUAAACUUUUUGUUUUGGCUAUUUGGUGGGCUGCUUUUAUCUAUCGGCGUCUACGCGUUUAUGGAUAAGCUGAAGGAGGGCAUUGGUUGGGUUCGGCUGGAAACCGUUUAUGAUGUGAUCUUCAAUAUAUCUUUAGUCAUGAUCAUAGCGGGCAUAGUCAUAUUUGUGGUCAGCUUUGCUGGUUGCCUGGGCGCACUGCGUGAAAAUACGUGCCUGUUGAAGUUCUACUCCAUGUGCUUGCUGGUCUUCUUUCUCAUGGAAAUGGCGAUUGCUAUAAUUUGCUUUGUGUUCCCACAAAACAUGAACGCUUUCCUGGAGUUCCAGUUCACCGAUAAGAUUAUUCACUCGUACCGCGAUGACUCCGAUUUGCAGAACUUUAUAGACUUUGCACAGCAGGAGUUCAAGUGCUGUGGUCUGAGCAAUGCUGGCUAUCAGGAUUGGAGCAAAAAUGAAUACUUCAAUUGCUCUUCCCCUUCAGUGGAGAAGUGCGGUGUGCCCUACAGCUGUUGCAUCAAUGCCACGGACAUCAGCUCGGGUCUAGUCAAUAUUAUGUGCGGCUAUGGCGUGCAGGAACACUCUGUGGCAGCAGCCAGUAAACGCAUAUGGACCAGCGGUUGCAUUGAAAUUGUCCGCGUCUGGGCGGAACGUAAUCUGUAUGUGAUCGCAGGCGUUGCACUGGGCAUUGCGUUCCUGCAGCUGUUUGUCAUUUACUUGGCCAAGACUUUGGAGGGCCAAAUCGAUAUGCAGAAGUCGCGCUGGUCGUGAGUGCCAUAGCACCCGGUUUUUUACGGGUAUCCAUUUGAUGAUUUCUACUACUACGACACCCAAAUGUAAGCAAACGACGGCGAAGCAGUCGGCCAGGCCGUUCCCUGUCGCUACCGCCAAUCACGUCUUCGUAUAGUUAAUCUGGUCCGUGCAAUGCUCAAAUAUUUUUCACAAUUCUAUCUAAAAGUAUUAACAAUAAGCUAUUAGAAGUCAACGGCUGUUGCUUAUGACUUUGCAUUUCGAAUUCUCUUGCCUUUUGCGAAAUUCUUUGUUUCCAAAUGUUGUGCAAAUGCCUCAAUAUUAUACUAUGAAUAAUAGCCCUCAUAUCUCAUAUAUGUAUACCCAUAGUUAUAGAAAUUAUUUUAUUUUACCAUGAGCAUUGUCCAUUUAAUGCAUGUUUGUAUUGUAAGUAUUCUAAAGGCUUUUUUGACCAUAGACAAAAUUGUAAUUGUAAUUACAAAUAAAUUAAAUCGAUGUAUUAAAAUUUUAAAAUUUAAAAAUGCAAUAUCAUGAUGUUCUUGUUAGCAUAAAAUUAAAAGACAUUAUGUACAUAGGUAUUAAGAGAAGCGUAUGCAUUUAUAUUUGUUAUUUAAUCUACAAUUGAGCACAAUUCCACAUUGCAUGCGCAUUUAUUGCAGUACCCAACACAGUAUGUAGUAAUAGCAAUAUACCUUAUUGUAGUACAUCACACGAAUAUAUUCAAAAUAUCGAACAAAUAUAUAUGUAUAGAAAUUACAGA
Drosophila montana is the source of this 1924-nucleotide messenger RNA. RefSeq names its product Tetraspanin 86D (gene Tsp86D). Lineage: Eukaryota; Metazoa; Arthropoda; Insecta; Diptera; Drosophilidae. The transcript is spliced from 3 exons. Bases 310 to 1185 code for a protein of 291 amino acids. Gene Ontology annotation, cellular component: plasma membrane. The record is from RefSeq and is a predicted model, not a curated record.